Messenger RNA from Drosophila nasuta, 2061 nucleotides. RefSeq lists its product as uncharacterized. Lineage: Eukaryota; Metazoa; Arthropoda; Insecta; Diptera; Drosophilidae. The transcript has 3 exons. The record is from RefSeq and is a predicted model, not a curated record. The coding region runs from base 1 to 2061 and encodes 686 amino acids.
AUGGCACACAAUGUAGUAGAUUCGGCAUUGAAUAAGUUCAUCGCCGCGACUGACCGUAUAAGUCACUUUGCGGCGCGACUUAACAAGGCUUCUACUGACAGCGCGUCCCUGUACACGUGCCAAGUCCGGAGGGACCAGAUGCGUGCCUUGUGGGACAAGGUCGAGAAGGAGUACGAGGCUUGCUCCUGCGUCAUGUCGGAUGAAAUGACGACAGACGAGUUGCCUACCAUUCAGGCAAAAUAUGAUUACUGCUAUAUUCUCUAUGAGCAGUGGUCCGCUCAGCUAAGUGAGCAAAUAGCUGAUGCCUCCCAGGCACUCACUCCCCGUACACCCGUACAAACGCAAGCCGUGCCGUUCAUGUCCACAGGGUGUCGCCUACCUCCGUGCGACACCGAAGUUUUCGGAGGCGAUUACACUCGCUGGCCCACCUCCCGAGACUUAUUCACGGCUAUUUAUAUCCGAAAUCCAAGACUGUCGGAAGUUGAGAAACUUUUCCAUCUCAACUCCAAGACCAGCGGUGAAGCCCAUGCCAUUGUGACAAAGUCUCCUUUGACCAAUGAGGGGUUUCAGUCGGCGUGGUCCAGCUUGACUGAGCGUUUCGAGAACAAACGGUUGCUCGUGAACAGUCAGCUGCGAAUCCUUUUCAACUUGCCCGCCAUUGGGCAAGAGUCGGGUGCAGCCAUUCAGGAGUUGCAGAGCACCAUCCAAGGAGCGGUAUCGCACCCUAGAAGCGAUAGCGGAAGUGUCAGCCAGCACGAGCGCUCCGACGGUUCCACGGGCCUCACGCAAGGAGGCCCCGUCGCCAAGCAGGUCAACUCCUUUGAGAGUCGGAUGGGUAUCAACGAUAGGGUCAAUUAUAUAAAGCAACAGAAGCUGUGUCUCAAUUGUUUCGCACGAGGCCAUAUCCUGGCUGAGUGCACAAGUGCGCACAGCUGCUUUACUUGCAAGGGUCGUCAUCAUACACUCUUGCAUCGAGUGAACCCGGCACCGACAGUCACAACCCCGAUUGCAUCUCCAAUACAGUCCACUUCCACCCAGUCAGCUAACGUCCAGUCAUUCGUGGCAGUUAACACACAAGGUGUUCUGCUCAGCACAGCUGUCAUUCACGUAUGCCAUCUCGGCGUCCGCUAUACAGCUCGGGCUCUGAUUGACUCCGGAUCAGAAGCCACCUUCCUCUCAGAGAAGUUGUUCAAGCGCUUGAGGAUGCCGUAUACAUCCGUGCAAGCCCGCGUUUCUGGGCUGACGCAAGCUGUGGCAGCCCAGCCCCGAAAGUUUUGCCAAUUCUUAAUUGGCUCCCCGGUCAGACCCGAUUUGCAGAUCGAGGCGUCGGCGUACGUCCUCCCCCAGUUAGCGGGGAAUCUGCCCUCAUGUUCCGUCCCACAAACACUCCUCGAAAAUCUGCCCAGCAUCCAGCUGGCAGACCCCAAAUUCCAUGAGAGUUCGCAGAUUGAUGUGCUACUAGGCGCUGACAUCCUCCCGUCCAUUCUGCUCGGCGGCUCUCACCCUAACAUUUGUGGGACCCUCCUCGGUCAAGAGACCAUUUUCGGUUGGAUCCUGACUGGCCCUGUGUCGGGAUUCAUUUCAAAAUCCAUUUCGUCCUUUUCGGCUCGACUGUCCGUCGUGCGAACUCCGCCAUUGGAGGAACUCCUCUCCAAAUUUUGGGAGGUGGAGGACCUGCCGGCUAGCCCAGCAAAAGAAUCUGACCUUUUUUGUGAGGCUAACUUCAACGCCACGACCGUGCGAACCUCAACGGGUCGCUACAUGGUCACGCUCCCAUUCCGCGAUCCUGGUCACGUUGACCUGGGUCACUCGAGGGCUACCGCUCUCGCUCAGUUCCUGAGAAACGAGAGCCGUUUAAAGAGGAACGACUCUCUGAAGGAACAAUAUGACUCCGUUAUUCGAGAGUAUCUGGAUUUGGGUCACAUGACUCAAGUCCCCAUCCAGUUCCGGCAACUACUAUUUGCCGCAUCACGCUGUUCUCAAGCCCGACAGCACCACCACGAAGCUUCGCGUUGUAUUCAACGCCUCCAGCCCGACUUCAAACGGGAAGAGUCUGAAUGA